AUGCCUGCAAGCGCCACGUCCUCAACCGCCAGCCAAACACUGCUGUUACAGCCGUCCGUCAAGGGCACGGUGGUAGAAAGUGUCUACGUCGAAGUAUACGUGUUGCCAGGGCAAACUAAGCCUUUUUCGUCGUCCACGGCCUCCGUGCGCACCCUUUCUAUUUUGAACCGCUAUCAGAGCGCGACCUCCGAUUCCAGCGCCUCCCGAACCUCCCGAACCUCCCAACAGACGCGCUCGACGCAAACGCUUCUGCAGCUUAUGCAGUCAGCCUCUUCGUCCACCACGCUGGUGCAAUCCGCUUCAGUGAGCCCCGCGAGCUCUGAGAUCGUGGAUAAGAUAUCUGCGGGCCAAAAUGCUUCGUCUGCGACCAUCGCGCUUUCUAUCGGCCUGCCCUUGGGGAUAUUCUGCCUCGCUUUUUUUCUCAUCUUCGCGCUGCUCUGGCUGAGGAGACGCAGCGCGGUACGGCCGCCGCAGGACCCGUUCGCGAAGUCCCCCGCCGAUGUCGCUAGCAAUCACCAAACGCCUUGGAAACGCUUUGUCGAUCGCUGCCUGGCGCCUAAAGAGAGUACCCAUUCUCACUCAUUUCACAGCAACGCCGGCGCUACCAUCAAGUAUAAGAUAUCAACUGUUAACCCCCAGGCCACUAGCCCUGGCGCCUUGCCGUCAUACAGCGAGCACGUGCAAACUCCCCAGAAGGUCGCGCUUCCCUUCAACCGUAGCUCCAGCUCACAUCGAAUCGAAGCCUUUUUGUACACCAAACCGCCAGGCCUAAAGUCUAUCCAAUCGACGCUAGAGACCACUUCCGCUGCGAGCGACAAUCCGUUUGAUAACAGUCAUCAGUUGCCAAAUGGUGGCAAGUGGACGUAUGAGUCACCGCUCUCCCGAUGGUUCCUCACCAAGUCGCUGUAUCUUCAAGACCAAGUUAAGCAGCCUUUAAAGUCGUCAAAUGUUAAGCUCAAAGAGCUAAAUAUUUUAUCGAGGGUCUCUAAGAACAAAAUCCAGAGUCCAUACCCGGAUGAAACUUCGCCAAUUCUCAGUGACACCGACCGGCUGUCUGAGAGUAAAACCUCCUAUGCCAGUAGCCAAUUGGAUCCGCUGGUAUACCGCAGCUCAUCCCUGAAAUACACCGAGAGAAAGAAGCCCACAGGUCUCACUAAUAUAAGGGCUGUCAGCUCUGCUCAAAGGUCGCCCGCCGGACCCCAUCCGCAACCUUCGGCAGCUGAAGUAGACAUAAAGCCUCAGUUCAUUCGCAAGACCAACUCAGAAAGCUCUUCUUUCUUGGAUUCUUCCCGCGUCAAAAAUGCAUGCACUUACAAGAGCUCCGCUCCUCCGAAUGAUAGGAAAAAGAGACGCAACAACAAAAAGCUGAGAAUACACCUUGACCAAAUUGCCCGAAAACCGCUACCGUUGACUCCUAAACCAUUGCUGUCUGGCAAGAAGUCGGGAUCGCUAUUGAAACACGCUUUUAUGCACAAGCCAUUGGCGGGAGCUUCGGAUGGACUGGCUCAGGAUGAAGUCUACAUUGUAAUACGCAACUAUUCGCCAAGAUUGAUGGACGAAAUCACAGUUCAAGUCGGCGAGCACGUAAAGUUAUUGGCCAAGCACACUGACGGUUGGUGCCUUGUGGAGAAAUGUGACUCCUCAGGCAAUCCUUUAUGUGAGGCUAGCUCAGACCAACAAGAAAUAGGCGGCGAGUUCUAUCUCAAUGAAUCUCGCGGCAUUAUCCCAGGCGUGUGUUUGAACAAAGUUACAAGCUAA
Molecule: messenger RNA, 1758 nt
Organism: Lachancea thermotolerans CBS 6340
Lineage: Eukaryota; Fungi; Ascomycota; Saccharomycetes; Saccharomycetales; Saccharomycetaceae
Gene: FUS1
Product: Fus1p
Exons: 1
Coding region: 1-1758 (585 amino acids)
Molecular function (GO): protein binding
Source: RefSeq, a predicted model, not a curated record